UUCUUGGUCUUUUAACACCGCUUCCAUCCCAGUUUCUCCUGUCUUCACCUCCUCUCAUCUCGGCGAUCGGGAAGGAUACAAGUCAAAGCCUCUGUUCCUCUCCAGCUGAUCGAGAAGCGAUCUGUCGCUUCAGCCCCGAGACGCUGCUGGAGGAAAUUCUUGUUCGGAAAACAGACAAUAAGAGCUGCACCUGUCCGGAGGCUGCAGCUGGAAGACAGCGAGACGCAACUUCUGCAAAACGACACCUAGAGUUGUUGAAAAUGAAACUGGAUGCGCCUCUACCAGUGCUGCUGUGUGCCAUCUGUCUCCUCGUCCUGCCGUCGCCCUCUACUUCCCACCACGACUCAGCUUGCCUUUCCUCAGAUGAUUCGAAGCUGCUCCAGGUAACCAUCCCCACCACCCCAGUUGUGUCCGUCGUGCUGGGUGGCGCUCUGACUUUACCCUGCCUGGUGUCUUUGACCCACCCGCCCCCGUCCCCGUCCACUAAUGGCCGCCACGCCGUGCUGUCUGUCCCCCGGGUCAAAUGGAGCAUUCUGACUCACGGCAGAGAGACGGAGAUCCUGGUGGCCCGAGGUGACAGGGUGAGGGUCAGCGAGGCCUACAAGGACCGAGCCUCGCUGCUCAAUUACGCCUACUCGCCCGCCGACCUCACCCUGCAUCUGGAGAGCCUGAGGCACAACGACACCGGCUUCUACCGCUGCGAGGUGCAGCAGGGCCUGGAGGAUGCUGACGAUGUGGUUCACGUGAAGGUCAAAGGAGUGGUGUUCCAUUAUCGUGACGCAUCCAGCCGGUACGCCUUUACUUUUGAGCAGGCCAGAGAGGCCUGUGAGGACAUCGGGGCUGAAAUUGCCACCCCAGAGCAGCUCCUUGCAGCCUACAACAGUGGGUACGAGCAGUGUGAUGCCGGCUGGCUCUCGGAUCACUCAGUCAGAUAUCCCAUUCAAAUGCCAAGAGAGGGCUGCUUUGGAGAUAUGGAUGGAAUGCCAGGAGUGAGGAAUUAUGGACUGUUGGAGGCUGAUGAGCUGUAUGACGUCUACUGCUACAUAGAGAACAUUCAGGGUGAGGUGUUUCAUGGCUCCACCACCCAGCGUUUCACCUUCUGGGAGGCCAAGGCCUACUGUCUGAGUCACGGAGCUGAGCUGGCCACCACAGCUCAGCUGUACGCAGCCUGGAAUGAUGGGCUGAACCACUGCAGCCCGGGGUGGCUGGCAGACGGCAGUGUGCGAUAUCCCAUCGUCACCCCUAGAGAACGCUGUGGAGGUGGUGAACCUGGAGUUAGAACCGUCUACAGAUUCAGCAACCAGACAGGCUUCCCUGAGACUAAUUCUCGACACGACGCCUACUGCUUCAGAAGUGAUAACGGCUUUUACACAGAAUCUCCGCAGGAUUUUCUUGCCACUGAGCCAGAGGACAUUGGCCAAGACAUUGUUUUCUUUACUAAUCCUGCUCAGGAGGAGGUCAGCCAGAGUGAUGUAACACCCACAAUAGUUGAAGAGGUGCAACGUGCCCUGAUGACAAAUCCAGCAAAACAGGACCCUGUUGAGACUCACUCUACAACAUUAGGUUAUGACAAGGAGCCUCUCCUCACAGUAGACCUUCCUCAGUCUAUGACUCCUCUGUCUGAGCAUCAAGAGCAUCUGCCCACCAAAGACACCUGGACACCCAUAGAGAAAGCCAGCUACCCUGAGUCCUAUCAGCCAGCACCUGAAGAAAACCCAGACACAGAUGAUGAAGAGUCUCAUGUGCAUCCACCAACUUCCCCAACAGAUGAUAGUGAACUAACUGUUGCUGAAGACUCCAGUAUACCCUCAGUUGAUCCAACAACUUUAGUGAAUGAAGACACCUUAGAGCCUCACAUUUCUGACACUGAAAGCCCAGAUACUCUAGAUGUUAAUGCAACAUCUGGAGUGGAUGUGUAUGAGCAGCUCAACAGCUCCUCAGAGGUGCAUCAGGAGAGUGAUCUCCCUGUUUUACAAGAGGACCACACUCCAGAUGCACACUUGGAACACGCCUCUGGAACAGAACUGGUCUACUCGAGCACCUCUUAUGAUGUUUCAGAACAGCCAGAAGAAGCCAGCACUGGUACUGCUGAGGAGAUAUCAGUGGUGACGACAACUUCACCCCACACCGAGGAAACAGAUGUUCACUCCACCACCCCAUUGCCAUCUCUUGAUAACAGUACAUCUGAGAACCAUCCAACUGAAGAAGACUCUGAAGGGGAGAGUGGAAAUCUUCCUCCAGAUGAGGAAAUGCAGAACUCUGUGACGCAUAGUUUGCUUGGUAUGGACACCGCUGCUACCUCUGAAGUGACACCUACAUCUGAUCCAAGUUAUGAUUCUACUGAAGAGCACUCAGGUGUAACAAUAGAGUCGUCCAUCCCGGUUGACCAGGGUGAUGAGGAUUUCAAUAGCACUUCAGAGGAGGCAGCACCAGAUGAUCCAACAGAGCAAAGUGGACACAUCCAUCCAACAGAAAGCCCAACAACAGAGGUCAUCUCAGUCACAGAAGACUCAGGCUCCAGUGUAGAUGCCCCUGUCCUUCACAGCGAUCCAGUCACUUUGUUGCCAUCCCCAUCCCCAGACUCUGUAACACUGUCUCCUCCUUCUGUGGAGGUUGAGGCCAGCUCCCCAGAGAUUAUAACUUUCAUACCUGAAAGUAAUGUUUCAUCCGGGUCUGAACCUCCGGAGGACAUUCAGAAUAAACUUGAACAAGAGGGAUUAGGAGAAAGCCCAAUAGUCUUCCUCAGCACAACCCAAAAUAUCACGGACAGCGAUCCAGAGGGGAGGGAGGAAGACACCGGAGAGGAAUCAGGUGAAUCGUCAGGAGAAAACCCACACAUGAAACCAGAAUUCCUACUGACAAACCCAACUCUUUCCACGGACCACACUUCUGAGGCAACAGAUGACGAGGUGGGCACCGAUGCACCUCCUCCAUCAGAGAUAAAAAUCACACUCAUACCUCGUCUGACCCUCACACCUGGUUGGGAGCAUGAACCUUCAUCUGCCACACCUCAGGAGUCUCGAUCUGACCGGGAGUACAGCGCUGAGCCUCCUGUCGCUGAGGAAUCUGAUGGUGUCUCUCAGGAGCAAGAUGUCUUGUUGGAGAGCACGACCAGCAGUAUUAAUGAACAUGGUGAGGGGGAGACCAGCACAGACGAGCCCUUAGUUAAAAUAUGCACAUGGCGUCCUGAAGAGGAGGAGAUCUCCAGUCUGACCACAGACAGUAGUGAUGUGACCAUCGUUGCUCCCACCAUUCUCCCUGAGAAUAAUAGGGAAGAGGUGGAGGAGCAGACUGCAUCUCUGCCUGCUGUCAAAGUUUCUGCUGUGAGACAAGGAGCACUUUCAGACUCCUGCCUGGAGAACCCUUGUUUGAAUGGAGGCACAUGUGUUGACGGUGAAUCAAUAAAAUGCUUUUGUUUGCCUGGUUAUGGAGGAGACUUGUGCCAGACAGACUUGGAGGUGUGUGAGCCGGGCUGGGAGAAGUUUCAGGGCUUUUGUUAUCGUCACUUUAGCAAACGGCAGAGCUGGGAGGCGGCUGAGCAGCACUGUCGGAUGUGUGGCGGACAUCUACUGUCUGUCAUGACUCCUGAGGAGCAGGACUACAUCAAUGACAAAUACAGAGAAUAUCAGUGGAUUGGACUCAAUGACAGAACCAUUGAAGGAGACUUCCGCUGGUCAGACGGCAGCCCUCUGCUCUAUGAGAACUGGUACAGAGGUCAGCCUGACAGCUACUUCCUGUCUGGCGAGGACUGCGCAGUGAUGGUGUGGCACGAUGGCGGCCGCUGGAGCGAUGUGCCGUGCAACUACCAUCUAUCGUACACCUGCAAGAAGGGCGUCUCCUCCUGUGGCGAGCCCCCCCAGGUUCCCUUUGCUAAGGUGUUUGGGAAGAAGCGGUCGCGUUACGAGACCAACACCAGGGUGCGGUACUACUGUGAAGAGGGGUUCAUGCAGAAACUGAAUCCUGUGAUCAAAUGCCUGCCUGGUGGUCAGUGGGAGGAGCCUCUGAUUACCUGCAUGCCAACCCAUUCAGUAGAAGAGGACUCAGUUACCUCACAUCCUGACCAGCAUGAGGACGUCAUGGAGCUCCAGGGUGCAGCCACAGAGAAAGCAACUCCACUGUUCUGGGACAUUAAGUGGAAUGAUUAAAGCCAUUUUUUUAAAAAAUGGCAUUUCUCCUCCUGUUUUCCUACUUUUCUCUUGUCUCAAAAGACUGCCCGACCCACUUCCUGCAUCAUGUUCAGCUGUAUCAUUCCCACUGAAAUCUUGUCAAGGCCACAAAUCCUACAGUCAUGGCAAUUGCUAUUACCCAAAUAUGUGUUUUCCAGUACUGCAGAAAGUGAUGUAGGCUUUAGGAGAUGUCGUCAGAAAAGCCCACUCUGAUCUCAUACGACCUUAAAACAAAAAUUACAACGCUGGCGAGUAGUUUAGUAAACUUAUCUCUUUCAGUAGCGAGAAACACAAACUUUGUGAAGCAUCUCUUUCAAAAAUAAGCAGUUAUUCAUAGUUUGACAGUUUAUAAUAUGGACAAUUCCUUUUCCAUUGGCUCAUUUUGAAUGGUUCAACAUGUUUAACAAGUGGAAUUGUUCUGGCUUACACCUAAAAACAAAACAAAACAAAAAAACACACAUUUUGUGUCUCUGAAAAUGUAGUAAUCAUUGAUUAUCAGAUGAUUAAUAUACAUAAAUGAUAACCUGUUUGUUUAAACAGAGAAUCUGUUCAUUUAGCCAUUUGAAAAAUAAAGCACUUACUGCACUGAAUCUGCUUGAUCUAGAUUUCCCUGGAUAGCACUAAACAGCAACACUUUGGAUCAACAGUUCGUAUUUUUUCAGUUUUACACCUAAGGACAAUUUGUAAUUAUGCAGAAUAAUAUCAUUUAUUUAAAACAGUGAUUCACAAGACACAUACACAUACACAUUACAUAAUUACUUAAGUGUGAAUGUUACUUUUGCAAUCAGCCCUUCUUUAGUUGAACAUAGUUGUGCUGUAGGUAAAGUUAGUAGACAUUUAAUUCAUCCUGUGGAAUGACAGUGCUAAAUUCAUGAAUUUAUUUUAGCAUUUGUAAUUAACUGCUGUUCACGGUAAUUUUCAGAGUUCAUGUCUCCAAGUGUGAACUGCUUCUUGGCAUUAGCUGGUCUGACAUUUACUAAACCGGUUGGUCUCAGAGUCAGACAGCUCCUCAUUUGUAUUGUAAUACAAAAUAUUAUCAGCUUUGAAAACUGCGCCAGAUAUGUGGCACGUUUAUUGGAUAUUUCGGCACAAUGAAAGUUAAAUAAAUACAGCUUCUCUGUUGUAGUUUAGUGCAAUGGUUCAUCACAGCCAAACAUCUCAUGUAAUCACCUCUAGCUGGAAGCACAAUCAAGAUUAUUACCCCCAGGUGCAGCUACUUUUGCAGCUGUUUCGAUUUCACUGACCAAAAAAUGUUUUUCAUUUAAUGGCACAAUAUUGAUAACCAAAUAACCUAAAAUGUCUUUUUUUAAAUUGUCCAAAAAUACAACUUGCGUCACGACUGUGUUUCUCUGUUUAUACUCAUUUAGUUUUUGGACUGCCAUGCAAGAAAACUGAAAAAAAAAAGGCAAAAUUAAUUGUUUUUGUUGUUCUUCCACUAUGGUCUGACAUAAAUAUGCUAUACAGCUGAAUCUUAUUAUUUUUAAAAAUCAUAGUCAGCUGUAUGAAUAAUGGAAGUAUUUGUUGCAAUCUUAAAGUAUUCCUGUGAUGUUUUAAUUAGGCAGUUUUACAACAAAUGACACUCUACAAGAAGAGACCGAUAAAUUGGAGAAAUGAUGUGCCAUAGUGAUUGUUCAGGGAUCCACAUUUCUGACACAUUUGCAGUUAAUUCAGAUCUGAUAUGUCUAGCUUUGUCUCUUUGGUUAGUCAGUUGGUUGGACACUUCCAUCAGUCAUUUUGCACAUAGUUGUCGCCUGUAGUGUUACUACUACAUUUUUCUUUUCACAAAAUGGGCUCAUCUUUUUUUUUGCUUGACUUUAAAGUUGAGAUAACAGGAGGAGGCAGAUGUAGGGACAUGCCAGGCGUUCUUAAGAACUGUACAGAUGCAGUUUAUAGCUGAGAUCCACUCGCAGAGUGAGUCACCGUCGUCUGACUGAUCAGAUACCAUUCUGAUUACAACUUGUUUUGUGUUGCUAACAUGGGUUUUUCCUGAUCCAAAUACAUGUUAAUACUGUGAGCAUAUGGAGACAGAGCGACUGCAUGUCCAGCUCGCUCACUCCCCUUUAAUUUCCCACCUGUGUGCUGGAGAGUUGCUGUCAGUGAUCACACCUGAAGUGACUCUCAGCGAUUACACUGAACUCCAGCCAUGUGGAUGUGGUUCCCCUUGAUUGCAGUUCCACUGUGUUUUACUGUGAUAACAGAGAGUAUUCUCCAAUACAUCUUUAAGCACAAUGUUAAUGUCAGCAGAUAUAAUAAAUUAGUGUCUCAACUGUUGCUUCUUGGAGAGGAAAGAGUUUUUUAUUUUUUUCAUUUUGCUGAAGGAAUAAAAAUGAGAUUCCACUCAGACAAAGCCGAACCAUUCGACUAUCUCUGAGUCCAUAUGACAUUUUCUCAAGUGUGCAGAUCACUGACUCUGCUCAUCCUCUGGUGCUUUUUAUUCAGGUGUCUCUUGGACUUUGUACGAUGACGUGCUAAUAUGAACUGCACUGUAUCUGUAUCCAGCCAGAACUGUAUUAAUGUGCAACGUUCUAAUCAGACUUUGACUUUAAAAGCUAUUUAGAUAAUUGUGUUCAUUGAGGAUCAUUAAGGAAAAGCUGAUACUUUAAUGUCACUGAUACAACCAUAGCAACCAAGUACAGUCAUGAUCACAAUGACAAUGCAGAUGAUGUUAACUGUUGAUUUAAUGAAUCUAUAGUAAAUAAAUGUAGGAAUGAUACAGUAAAAAUAGAUCCAAUAAAAACUCAUCAGUUGAA
Molecule: messenger RNA, 6916 nt
Organism: Amphiprion ocellaris (clown anemonefish)
Lineage: Eukaryota; Metazoa; Chordata; Actinopteri; Pomacentridae
Gene: bcan
Product: brevican
Exons: 15
Coding region: 261-4145 (1294 amino acids)
Biological process (GO): cell adhesion
Molecular function (GO): hyaluronic acid binding
Source: RefSeq, a predicted model, not a curated record